Molecule: messenger RNA, 1552 nt
Organism: Aspergillus pseudonomiae
Lineage: Eukaryota; Fungi; Ascomycota; Eurotiomycetes; Eurotiales; Aspergillaceae
Product: Gfo/Idh/MocA family protein
Exons: 1
Coding region: 330-1427 (365 amino acids)
Molecular function (GO): nucleotide binding
Source: RefSeq, a predicted model, not a curated record
GAAGAUAACUCUCCCAAUGCAGUAGGGCCGGGGUUCCACCGCAGGAAACACUAAGAGAAGAACCGCCGGCAAAGCGCUUUCCCCGCCGCAUUUAACCGGCUGUGAGCUCUGUAACCCCCAAACCAAUUGCGACGAGUAGAUUAAGGUCUCUCCUCGGCAAUGAAGCUUCGCUUGGCCUUGAAUUUAUCCCCAAAUCGGAUGAUGUGGUCCGAUGAGUAGACUAUCUUCUGUUCAACAAAAGUGUCAUAUACAUUUGUUUUCUUCCCCCCUAUUUGCUUCUUGACCCCAAUACAUCUCUCAAGUGAUUCCUCCAACAGCACCAGCAAAAAAUGGUUCUACGAAUUGUCAUCGUCGGCGCAGGGCUUAUUGGACCUCGACAUGCCAAAUCUGUUAUCUCCAAUCCAGACACAGAGCUCGUAGCGCUCAUUGAUCCAAUUCCCAAUGCUGCCAGGGUAGCGCAGGAGCUACAAACGAGCUACUAUCCAACUGUCGAAGCCAUGAUGCAGGCCAUUCCCAAGCCUGAUGCAGCCAUCGUUUGCACGCCCAACCACACCCACGUCCCCGUCUCACGAGAGCUCCUAGCCAGUGGCGUCCACGUCCUAGUUGAGAAACCAGUCAGUGACAGCAUUGACAAUGGCCUGGCACUGCUACAGUUUGCGCAGCGGCCAGAGAACGCCCACCUCAAGCUGUUGGUAGGACACCACCGUCGGUUCAACCCGUACGUCCUGAAGACCAAGAAGAUGGUGGAUGCCGGAUCUCUGGGCCAGGUUAUCGCCAUUAACGGCCUGUGGACAUUGUUCAAACCGGAACAAUACUUUGCGCCUCCAGGUGAUUGGCGUCGUGCUCGGUCAUCGGGUGGUGUGGUUCCGAUCAACCUUGUGCAUGAUAUUGACAUUAUGCAUUACCUGUUCGGCCCGAUUGUGCGCGUUCACGCUGAGAAGACCCUCUCGCAGCGCCCUAACCCCCCUCACGAGGCCGAGGAGGGUGCUGCACUGACGCUUCGGUUCGCUUCAGGCGUUGUCGGUACAUUCCUUGUCUGCGAUGCUACGCCAUCUCCACAUAACUUUGAGGCUGGGACCGGCGAGAAUCCGCUCAUUCCCAAGUGUUCUUCUGGCGCAGACUUUUACCGCAUCUUUGGUUCUGAUGCCUCUCUCAGUGUCCCAGAUAUGACGCGCUGGAGUUACGAUGGCCGCCCGGACAAGAGCUGGAACCAACCAUUGACGGUCGAGAAGUUUGACGUGGAAGAAGCGACUCCGUUCGAUUUGCAGCUUGCCCAUUUCGUCGAUGUCAUCCAAGGCAAAGCCGAGCCCAGUUGCUCCGGUAAGGAAGGCCUAAGGGCCUUACUUGUGUGCCAAGCUGUACAAAAGGCACUCGAAACCGGACAGACAAUCGAACUAGAUCAGACCGUUCUUGAAGGAAGCCGCUAAUUGAUGAGUGAUUUGAAGGCCAUGGGGUUGAAACAGUCUGAAAGAAGAGGACAGAAAGACAGCAAGUCCAGGUAGGGUAUAGCUAGGUUUAUAUAAUAAAUGAUUAUCACAGGGUUUCCAACAGA